Molecule: messenger RNA, 378 nt
Organism: Lithohypha guttulata
Lineage: Eukaryota; Fungi; Ascomycota; Eurotiomycetes; Chaetothyriales; Trichomeriaceae
Exons: 2
Coding region: 1-378 (125 amino acids)
Source: RefSeq, a predicted model, not a curated record
AUGGACGCAGAAUCCUGGACACCUCCAGUCCAACGUCCACCCAGCCCGGCACCAGAACUCGACGAACCUUUCGACGAAGAUUCAGCCAUGGCAGGUAAGAACUGGUCUCCUCACAGCUCCAACGUCAGUCCAAGGACUAGAGGCCUCGGGUUCGAUGGGAGUAUUUCCAAUUACAACGCUUUCAUCCGGUCAGACAGCUUUCGCAUGAGCACCAUCACAGAUCUGCAAAGGCCGGUCUCUACGGGCGGAAUGGGUCACUACAAUGAAAAUCAGCAAAGCAACGGACGGACGGCGAAGUUGCACAUGGGAUUUAAAUCGGAUUGCGACAAGUGUAUUGCCAGAGUUCCUGGCCACUAUAGUCACAUUAUGUGGUCGUAA